GCGUCAGUUGUUGACAGGGUGAAGGGGGGGUGUCCGCUGGUGUCGACCUCCGACAGCUCUGAAUGUUCUCUCGGCUCUGUCCUGUCACUGGGGCCGCUCUCUAAGGCACAUGGUGUUAGUGGACCGUUCAGUAACCGAACAUAUGCUGCCAUGAUUGCUUUGUGUCGCCUGGUUAACAGAGGGCUGCUGAGCAGCCGGCCGUCGUGCCGUCUUUUCGCCGGACAGGUGGAUGCGUCUCCCCCGGUCCGGACAGCCAGCUCAUCCAGUCCUGUCAACUUGACCUACGAUGUCUUUGACGGUAAGGGGGAGAGCACGCCUCUGGUGUUUUUGCACGGCCUCUUCGGCAGUAAAUCCAACUUCCAUUCAAUAGCCAAGUCCUUGGUGCAACGCACCGGCCGAAAGGUGUUGACUGUAGAUGCUCGUAACCACGGAAACAGCCCCCACACCCCUGAGCUGACCUACGAAGCGAUGGUCGCUGAUUUGAAACACCUCCUCGGCCAGCUGCACAUCGAGAAGUGCGUCCUCGUCGGCCACAGCAUGGGGGGAAAAACCGCCAUGACAACAGCUCUGACACAGCCGAGUUUAGUGGAGCGGUUGGUGGUCGUGGACAUCAGUCCAGCCCAGACCACCACACGUACCAACUUCCGCUACUAUAUCCAGGCUAUGCAGGAGAUGAAGAUCUCCACCGACAUCCCCAGGUCCACUGCCAGACGGAUGGCUGAGGAUCAGCUCCGAAGUUUAGUGAAGGAGCACUCUGUGCGUCAGUUCCUGCUGACCAACUUGGUGGAGGAGAACGGACAUUACUCCUGGAGGGUCAACCUGGAGGCCAUUGCUGCUCACCUUGAUGAAAUCAUGAGUUUCCCCAGCCUUGACUCUGUCUAUGAGGGACCAACGCUGUUUCUGGGUGGGGCCAGCUCUGCUUAUAUCAGCUCUGACGAUUACCCAGAAAUCCAAAGGCUGUUCCCCAACGCCGACAUCCAGUACAUCCCAGAUGCUAGCCACUGGAUCCACGCAGACAAGCCUCUAGAUUUCAUCAGCUCCAUCAUCUCCUUCCUCCAGUCUUAGCUGCCUCCAAGCCAAGCCUGCAGACUUUCCUUGUUAACGCUCAGCCCUUCUGAGCGCGGAGUGGAGUCCAUAACGAUCCUAACGUUCGCCAACGCAGGACCAAACCCACUCUCCUGCUGCAGCCAGUUUUACCUUUUUAACUCUAUCAGUGGUUGUAGUGUAGAUUAUUUUAAUUUAUUCUCCCAGACACUUAGUGGUUGUAGAUUCUUCAGCUUGUUGACAUGUUUGAGUUGAUUUUUAGUUUAGCAUCAUGGGGCUAUUUUCGGAGGUAAUGUACUAAUCCAAAGAAACUCUCCUUUGCACUGUACUGUCUUUGUGUUUGGAUACAGUAGAUCUCAAAACAUACACAACCCUGUUAGAAAGCCAUAAGAUAAUGAAUUGUAUGAUGCAUCCAGUAAAAGAAUCCCUAUUCAGAGGAUAAAAAAAAAUGUUUCUAAAAAAAAAUUGAAGCAGCUUUCAAUUUUAUUUUAGCUUUUAAUCCACUUCAGUAACAGUCUGCCUAAACCACUUCCUGACAUGAAAAUAUUUUCCCAAUUUUGUUUUACAAAACGUCCUCCUUGAGUUUACGUAUCUCAUUUACAGCUCGCUGUUUUUAGAUGACUCCACAUAUUUUAAAAGCCAAAAUCCCGUUUUUCAACCAUUUGAAGUCAUAUUUUUGGACCCAGUGUAACACUUAGGCUUUAAUCCCUCCAUAAUCGUAUCAAUCUGAAGAGAAGUAGCACCCACAGCAUGACACAGCCACUGCCGUGUUUCACUGUAGUCAUGUUGCUUUGUGCCAAAUUCAUCUAUGAAAUUCUGGCCUAAAGUUUAUUUUUUUGUUUUGUUUUUGUUUGGAAUCUUUAAACCACAGAACAUUUUAUCAGAAGAUAUUUCUUUUUUUUGUUUUUUUUUUCCCCAACUAUCAUCCUUGGCCCAGACAUACAGGGGAUGCAGUGUUUGUCAGAAAUGUAGUUCUGCUGUUAGACUCUUGGCAGCCUCAUGCAUGUUUAAGUUUCCAGUUUGUGUUUUUGAAGAGAAAUGUUGUAUCGUCUCUGUUAUCUGUCGCCUCCUCCCUUUGCCUCACUACAAAAGCUACAGCUUAGCAUUUUUGUUUUUCUACAAGGAAAGAUCUUACCAACCUUUCUGAACUUUAUCUUCCUGACUAGAAACAGUUCUGUUCGCUAAUGGAGGCAACUGUAACAGAACCCAAAGUAGGGCAGCCGAGCUGUAGUUCAGGUUUACUGGUUUUACUGUUAUUGAUGAGCUAAAGUGGACUGAAUGUUUAAAUCUAAUUAAAAUGUUUCAAAGGGUUCAA
Molecule: messenger RNA, 2359 nt
Organism: Cyprinodon tularosa
Lineage: Eukaryota; Metazoa; Chordata; Actinopteri; Cyprinodontiformes; Cyprinodontidae
Gene: abhd11
Product: abhydrolase domain containing 11
Exons: 7
Coding region: 151-1065 (304 amino acids)
Cellular component (GO): mitochondrion
Source: RefSeq, a predicted model, not a curated record